AUGAUUGUACAAUCACUUAGACUUUGUUCAGGUUCUGAUCGAAACGCUCAUAAAGAAACAUUUGCAUCAAUUCUAUUAAAAUACUUAUAUUCAGACGAAAUAAUAGAGAAAUUCACAAAUUUUGAUUUAACUCUUGUAAAAAAUUCAAAUAUAAUAGUCCAACAUUGCUCAACACAAUAUCCAAAAAUAGAUAGAACAUUAUUAUCACCUAAUGACUUCAUGGAUGAUUUCUCAUCCGCUAAAAUUUCACCUGAAAAACAAAAAAAAUCUAAAAAAAAUUUAAAAAAAUCUAUUUCAGAUCAUUCUUUAUCAGACUUCGAUGAUGAAAAACAUGAUAAUUCAGAUACAAACGGAAAAAAUUAUAAUAAUUUCAAAAAAAUGAAUUUAGAAGAUACAGCAAAAUAUUUAGCGAUACUAUCCAAUUGUAGCAACAUAAUGCAUAUCAUCUCAGAGCGUAUUGAAGAAUUAGAGCAGACUGUUUCAAUCCUUCAGAAUAGGCUGUUUUUGCUAGAAAAAGAGUACCAAUGA
Messenger RNA from Trichomonas vaginalis G3, 528 nucleotides. RefSeq lists its product as uncharacterized. The record is from RefSeq and is a predicted model, not a curated record. The transcript has a single exon. Lineage: Eukaryota; Parabasalia; Trichomonadida; Trichomonadidae. Bases 1 to 528 code for a protein of 175 amino acids.